AUGACCGGGGUCCUUGGCCCUUCCUCCAUGCCGAGCACGUCUGCUGCACCUUUUGCUCAGAACAUAAAUAACACCGUUUCCGCAACUUCCGUCACCGCGUUGAUCCCUUCCCCACGCGAACUAUUCACACUUCCCUUCCGUGUCCUCAAUCAAGCCGAAAACUUCGCAUUCAACACUAUUCCCCGACAUAUUGCGCGACUAGCAGGAGUUCAUGAUCUUACUAUGAGUCUCUGGAGCGGAAGAGCGCCUGCCGCAGGUGAGCCUGGGCUGGCAGGACAUGCGGUGGCGGCAGCAUCGCAGGCGGCAGCGAAUGCGGCGGGCGAAAGGGGUUGCACAAGCUGCUGGGACUGGAGAUAG
Messenger RNA from Penicillium macrosclerotiorum, 357 nucleotides. RefSeq lists its product as uncharacterized. The record is from RefSeq and is a predicted model, not a curated record. The transcript has a single exon. Lineage: Eukaryota; Fungi; Ascomycota; Eurotiomycetes; Eurotiales; Aspergillaceae. Bases 1 to 357 code for a protein of 118 amino acids.